Messenger RNA from Brassica rapa (field mustard), 3438 nucleotides. RefSeq lists its product as uncharacterized. The record is from RefSeq and is a predicted model, not a curated record. Gene Ontology annotation, cellular component: plasma membrane. Lineage: Eukaryota; Viridiplantae; Streptophyta; Magnoliopsida; Brassicales; Brassicaceae.
AAAUAUAAAAGCUGUAUAUGAAGAGGGAAUUAAUAUUCAGAUUUCAAUUCAUUUUAAAAUGAUUUUUGUGUGGCACAGAAAGUUGCAUCCAUCAAUGAAAAUACAAUAGGUGUACAAGUACCAAGUAUAUGAUAGUGUAGGACCUAAUUGAUUAUUUCUUUCAAAUUCCCUGAUGAAGAGGAAACAAUACUAACCAUGAAGCGUGCAGGCUUGUUAUAAAUGCUCUCUACUUGAACUGUUGUUGAUGAGACUAAUGUUUUUCAUACGGCUUUCCUUUCUUUUUUUUUUGAGAAAAUAAGAAUUCAUACGGCUUUCUUCUUCUCUUGUCUCAUUCCAUAAUCAAUUUUGAUUUAUCAUUCACACAUUACCUUUUAGUUCCGUCGACAGAAUUUCAAAUUUAAUCAAGAAAAAAAAAAUAAAAUAAAUAAAGUUUAAAUAAUAAUUUCAGAACUUGCCAAAGAAAAAUUAUUAACAACUCUUCGAGAAACUUAGAGAGUUCUGAAGAACUACUUUGGUUUGCUUUGUGGAAUGUAACAGCAGUUUUCACCCAUUUCCCCACAUACCUGUCAAAUUGGUUUAAAGCUGACCAAACUGUAUCCAUACCAGUUUAUUUAGUUACAUAUGUUAGUAAAUGUAAAGAAGAGUAGUGAAAACAGACAGAAAUGAAUUCGAACAAACACUAAGAGUGUAAAACCGUAUAGACCCAAAUGUAUAUAGCAUGGCCUAAAUUAAACUAAACCACUCAAUCAAGGCAUUGCCAAAACUCAAAUAUCUAAGAAAAUUACAGGCUUCCCUUAGCCAUAUGUCAUUGCCUUUACCGAAACUAAACUGAUGUAUCACAAAGUCUUGUUUGGUUUUGGUCCCAUUACUACAAAGAUAUAGAAUAUGAAAAUACUUGGAGCUAAGGGACAGCUGCUCAUAACUAUUUACUCUUUGACGUUAACACUUUUAAAUCCCUUCACUUAUUUAUACGUACUCUUCUUGUUCACCAUAACCUUCAUCUCAAUCUUUCUUCAAACAAACAAAAAACACUUUACAUACAUAUCCACAAAACAAUUCCGUAUAGAAAGAAUGCGUGAUACAACAUGUCUCGAGCGACUCAGCCUGGCUUUGAGAACCGCCUUGGCUUGUCUCAUCGUGAGCUUGACCACUUUGUACGGUCCCAAACCACUAAAAAACUUGGCAACGUUUCCAGCCUUCUCUUAUCUAACCACAAUCUUAAUCUGGCUAUCCGAUGCCGAACCAACAUACGGUGAAGUCCUCAAAUGUUGUGUUGACGUCUCUUACGCCACUUUUCAGACAGCAGCCAUUGUGCUUGUGAGUGUCUUGGUGGUUGGACCAGCCUCCCUAGGGAUUAGCUUGGUGGCUCCAGUUGCUGUGGCUGUAGCUUCAUUCAUCGUGGCUUUCCCAGCGUCCACGAGUCUUUUAACCAAACGAAUUGCCUUUGGGCAGAUCGUUCUUGUCUAUGUAACCUUUGCUGUGUUCAAUGGAGAGGUUGCUCAUGUUUUCAUGCUCCCCGUUCAUGUGGCGGCUAGUACAGCACUUGGAGCCAUUGCUUCUCUACUCGCCGUGCUUCUCCCGUUUCCAAGACUGGCUCAUAGUCAGAUGACCAAGGGUUGUAAAUUAUACGCUGAAAAUGCUCUUGAGAGGUUGAAUUUGUUCGUCGAGGUCAUUAUGGCUCGAGACAACACCACAGCUCAGGUGUUGAUUGCAAAGGCCGCUUCAUUGUCUUCAGCAGCUAGACACACACUCAAGAGCAUCAAAAUCCACCAUGAGCGUCUUGCAUGGGAGAGACCAGAUACAAGAUUCUUGAAAAAGAAGCAAAAUCAUCAAGGGGAGAAACUACAAGCCACGGAGUUUCUGAUGAGAGGGAUGGAGAUAGCGCUGGGAUCUUGCAGUUCUUUUCCUCUAGGCAUGAGCCGCGACGAACUGACAAAUCUUCUAGAGGCUCCUAGAGCACAUAUCGCUCAUGAGUCAGCACCAACUCUCAAGCCAGAGGACAAGCUAACAUGGCUUCCUGAAGCUGGUUCUCUAUCUACAACAUCUUUACCCGUUUACUUCUUCAGAUACUGCGUGGAGCUCUUCAGAGGCGACGUCUCAUCUGUGAGACAAGACAGUAAACGUGUAGAUGAGCUGUCCACGUCCAAAACGGUUUUGGAUGUUCUCAGUGUCUGGAUGGCUAGAGAGAGGUUUGUUUUUGCGUUCAAAUGCUCAAUCUCUCUAGGCCUUGCGGUGCUGUUUGGUAUACUCUACAACAAAAAAAACGGGUACUGGUCCGGUCUAACCGUAGCCAUCAGUCUUGUAUCCGGCAGGCAAGCGACGUUAACAGUAGCGAACUCUCGCUUACAAGGAACAGCGAUGGGAUCAGUCUACGGUCUGUUAUGCUGCGCUGUUUUCCAAAGACUAGAAGAGUUCAGGUUCUUGCCUCUCCUCCCUUGGAUAGCCAUCACCGUCUUCAUGAGGCACAGCAAAGUCUAUGGCCAGCCUGGAGGAGUUACAUCCGCCAUUGCAGCGUUGCUGAUACUUGGAAGGAGAAACUAUGGAGCUCCUACUGAUUUUGCUAUUACUAGAAUCGUUGAAGCUUCGAUAGGGCUGCUUUGUUUCGUCCUUGGGGAGGUUCUUGUCACUCCUGCGAGAGCGUCAACUCUCGCAAGAGCUGAACUUAAACACUGCCUCGACGCGGUCUUAGACUGUAUUGGAUCAUUGGUUCUUUGCUCUGAGCAAAAGAACAUGCCGUUGUCGGAUUUGAGAAGCAAGCAGGAGAAACUCAACUCUCACGUUGAAGCAUUGGAGAGGCUUACAUCAGAAGCAUUGAGAGAGCCUAAUGUUCCAUUCCUCAAACCUCUCAAGGCGGUUAGUUACAAGAAGGUUUUGGUUUCUCUCUCGAAGGUUUCUGAUCUCUGUCUCUAUGUUUGUGAUGGUCUCACAAACCUAUCUGGAGCUCAUCCUUGGGACCAAGCCAUCACUCAUGAUCUUAAAGCCUUCCAAGAAAAGCUUCACUCUUCGGUGAAAUGCUUAGAAGAGAUGGCAUGUACCAAGACUCAAGCAAGACUACAAAAAGAGUUACAGAAGAGAAAGAUAUGCCAUGAUGUUGAAGCAGGAACAGCAUCGAACGACAACUAUUCAAACAUGGAGAUGGGUCCAAGCCAAGAUGAUGCAGAGAGGUUUUCGGUUUCUUUUGUAAAGCUACUGAAGGAAGUAACAGAGAAGACAAGUGGUAGCACAGCUGAAGAGGUGGUGAAGAGUGAAACUACUCUGUGUCUGAGCAGUCUAGGUUUUUGCAUCAGCAGAUUGAUGCAAGAAACAGUAUGUAUUAUGACAGAAAUAACUCAUACAACUUGAUUUUAUUUAUUACGUUUAGUAAACUAUAGCAUCAUGUAAGAAAGAUCAGGUGAUUUGGAUGUACAAAAUCAAUAUAAGCCAGAGAGAUAUUUAUAG